This is a messenger RNA of Aphis gossypii (cotton aphid), 693 nucleotides long. RefSeq lists its product as uncharacterized. The transcript has a single exon. Lineage: Eukaryota; Metazoa; Arthropoda; Insecta; Hemiptera; Aphididae. The record is from RefSeq and is a predicted model, not a curated record. The coding region runs from base 1 to 693 and encodes 230 amino acids.
AUGCGGAUUUGCUCAAUACAUUUUAAAGGUGGUAAACCGGCUAAAUGCUAUGAUGAAAAAAAUCCAGAUUGGAUUCCUACUAUAAAAAUGGGUUAUAAUACUAAUACCAGCAAAGCUAGUACACCUAAAUUAGAAAGAUAUCAUCGGGCAAAUAAGAGAUUGAAAUUGAAACCAACUUCAUUAUUUGAUGAUAAUCCUUCAAGUGAAGUCGGUCCAGUUGAUCCACGUAAUAAUAUGAAUAUUGAAGAACCUAUUGUUAUUUCUAGUGAUAAUCAACAUAUAGAUAAUAUGGAAACUGGUACUUCUUGCAACACAGAUUUAAAAAUGGCUGAUAUAAAAGAAUUGUUGCAACUAAAAACCAAAUUCACCAAAUUGCAAAAUGAUCUUAACUUUUAUAAUUUGUCUGAAAAGUCCUUUGAUGGACGUGAAAAAAUAUUCACUUAUUAUACUGGUCUAGAAUCAAUAGCAGUUUUCAAUUUAAUUUUGAAUUAUAUUAAACCAGGACUGACUUCUAAAAACCCAAGAAUUUCUGAAUUCCAAAAACUGUUGUUGUGCUUAAUGAGAUUGAGAUUGAACUUGCCAUUAACAGAUAUAGGUUUUAGAUUCAACAUUUCUUGUUCAACUGCAUCACUUAUAUUUCGUAAAGUCAUAUUUAUUAGAACACAUGUUCAAAAAGUUAAUUUAUUGGCCUGA